AUGGUUUUUUGCGGAGCACUGAAAGUGAAAUGGAAAACAAAAACUCGUAUACGGGAUGUCAUCCUCUAUUAUGACAUCCAGACUAUGAUAUUCGCCGACAAAAAGAUGAAUAGAUUUGGCGGUCAGUCGAGUCCGUGGGCGUCGGGGGCGCCGCCGAUGUAUGGGCACAACAAUCACGCGCCUCCACCGCCGCCCCAAUACGGCGGACAACAGGCGUACGGACAGAGCGGGCCGUGGAAUGUGUCGCCGCAGAUGAGGAACACUGGCGGCGGAGGAGGCGGUGGUGGCGGCGGUUGGGGAGCGCCCGCACCCCUCCCUAUGCAACACUCCUAUCAACCGCAACAACAGCGCCGACCCGGCGGUGGAUUCAAUAUGAGACCCGUAUGUCUGUCAGCAGUUGAUUAUGUUAAGUGUGUUUCUCACGCGUUGCCAUUACAGCCAAUGUCUGGUCCGACCGGCAAACGCGGCAAUCAGGGCGGUUGGGAGGGCCCGCCCAACAAGCGCUUCAAUAACAAAGGCAAUCGCGGCGGCGGACAGGGAGGAGGCGGUGGCGGAAACUGGCGUCAGGGCGGAGGCGGCGGUGCCGGCCAUCAGAACAAACAGAAUAACCGCAACUUUAAUAACAAUCAGCGAAACAACAAUAAUAAUAACCGAAACAAUAGUAAUAAUCGGGAAAUCAAUCGAAGCAAACAAAACGAUACACAACUGGAAAGAUGCAUCAAAUGGACGCCACAUUUCGGACAACGUUUUGGUGACAAUGAGUAC
Molecule: messenger RNA, 765 nt
Organism: Medioppia subpectinata
Lineage: Eukaryota; Metazoa; Arthropoda; Arachnida; Sarcoptiformes; Oppiidae
Source: the annotation of a GenBank genome assembly